Lottia gigantea (owl limpet) is the source of this 462-nucleotide messenger RNA. RefSeq lists its product as hypothetical. The transcript is spliced from 5 exons. The record is from RefSeq and is a predicted model, not a curated record. Gene Ontology annotation, molecular function: calcium ion binding. Bases 1 to 462 code for a protein of 153 amino acids. Lineage: Eukaryota; Metazoa; Mollusca; Gastropoda; Lottiidae. Gene Ontology annotation, cellular component: muscle myosin complex.
AUGUCUGAAGAUCUGCGCGAUGCCCGAGAGGUGUUCGAUCUUUUCGAUUUCUGGGAUGGUCGGGAUGGUUUAGUCGACGCCUACAAAGUCGGUGAUUUCUUAAGAUGUACUGGUUUGAAUCCAACAGAAGAAAACAUUAAGAAAUUCGGAGGAACCAAGAAUCAAGGUGAGAAACAACUCCCAUAUGAAGAAUGUAAAGCUAUUUGGGAGCAGGCUAAAGCUAUUAAAGACACCAUGACCCAUAAAGACUUUAGAGAAGCUUUCAAAUCAUUUGAUCGUGAAGGACAGGGAUUCAUCUCAGCAGCUGAAAUGAGACACAUGCUCAACGCCAUGGGUGACCGAUUAACAGACUCUGAAAUAGAUGAUAUUAUUAAAUAUACAGACGUCCGAGAGGACUUGGAGGGUAACAUCAAAUACGACACCUUUAUUGAGAAAGUUAUGGAAGGACCCCCUGGUGUGUAA